This is a messenger RNA of Sorghum bicolor (sorghum), 1703 nucleotides long. Its product is annotated as peroxidase 7. Bases 339 to 1424 code for a protein of 361 amino acids. NCBI's taxonomy places the organism in Eukaryota, Viridiplantae, Streptophyta, Magnoliopsida, Poales, Poaceae. Gene Ontology annotation, biological process: response to oxidative stress; hydrogen peroxide catabolic process. Gene Ontology annotation, molecular function: heme binding; peroxidase activity. The transcript has 3 exons. The record is from RefSeq and is a predicted model, not a curated record.
GAUCGAUCUGCAAUGGACAUACUUCCUUUUUCAAAUAAAUGCCGACAACAAUUGAAGAAGAAUAUAUUGGAUUGCUCCAACAACCACCACCACCUACGUGCAAACCAUCUAGGUAUCGUCGAUCAAAAUGGAUGUUGUGUUGCUCGUCACGUCGUUGUAAAGCUGCUAGGAGUACGUGCCUGCAUGUACGGGGAGCUAGCAGCUAGCUGCUGUACCAGUACUCCAGUAGUAUAAAGUAUCCUGGCGCAAUGGAACCCCAGGUCAAUGCCAUCCAUCACGAGCUAGAAGAAGCCUGAGCACCUCAGGUCCACCCUCCGGCGAUCGAUCGACAGAGCAAGAUGAGGACGCCGCGGGCUGUCUCCUCGUUCUUGUCCCUUUCCGGGCUCCUCCUCCUCGCCGUCUCGGUGGCCGCGGGCUCCAAAGGUUACGGCGGCGAUGGCGCUGCGGCCGGUUCGAAUGGCAGCGGCGGCCAGGAAGGCAGCUACAAGGUGCCGGCGUACCAGAAGCCCGUGGCCGGCCUCGACGAGAGGUACUACGAGAAGUCGUGCCCGCAAAUGGAGGAAAUCGUCGGGAGGGCCGUGAUGAAGGCUGUGAAAGCCGACGAGACCCUCGCCGCCAGCAUCAUCCGCCUCUUCUUCCACGACUUCGCCGUCGGGGGCGUGGACGGGUCGAUCCUGUUAGACGUGCCGGGGCACAGCGAGAAGUACGCGCAGGCGAGCAGGACGCUGCGCGGGUUCGAGCUGAUCGAGGAGAUCAAGAAGGAGCUGGAGGCCAAGUGCCACGCCACCGUCUCCUGCGCCGACAUCCUCACCGCGGCCGCCCGCGACGCCGUCGCCUCGCCGGCGGUCAGGGGCCCCUACUGGACGCUCAACUACGGGCGCAAGGACCGGAAGGGCUACUUCAGCGCCAACACGGCCGACCGCGACGUCCCCAUGGGCGGCCAGAGCGUCACCCAGCUCAUCUCCUUCUUCGAGAAGAACGGGCUCAACAUCCAAGACCUCGUCGCCCUCUCCGGAGCUCACACGAUCGGGCGCGCGACGUGCGGCGCGGUGAGGCCGGGGCUGUGCAAGCGCCGGAAGGAAGGAGGCGCGCUGCUGCUGCUGGACCGGCAGUACGGCGACUUCCUGCAGCGCAAGUGCCGCGCGGGCGGCGACGGGGAGUACGUGGAGCUGGACGGCGAGACGCCCACGGCGUUCGACAACCAGUACUACAAGAACCUGGUGCACGGGAAGGGGCUGCUGGACACGGACCAGAAGCUGCUGGCGGACUCCCGGACGGGCGGCUUCGUCAGGUCCUACGCCAACCAGAGGUCCCAGGCCUUCGUCGGCCAGUUCGCCCAAUCCAUGCGACGCCUCGGCGAGGCUCAGGUGCUCACCGGGAACGAGGGCGAGGUCCGCCGCAAGUGCUCCGCCGUCAACUACUAAUCAAUCAUAUAUAGCAACCGAUCGAGCUAGGAGAUGCAUCAUCAUGCGUGCACUACUAUUCCGCGGCGAACCAUCUCGAGUUACUAUUUUGGCGUCUUUAAUUUGCUGAUCCUUUUUUUCUUUUUGUAAAAUGUGCUGCGUAUUUCAUUCGUCCAGUGAUCUACACGUACUGGUACAUGCAUAUGUAUAUUGGCCAUGAGUGUCUUGGAGCCAUGCAUGUCCCGUCCAUUUCAAGGGCUGAAAUCAAACAUUUUGAACCAUAUAUACUUUGUGAUACCA